Messenger RNA from Cyphellophora attinorum, 1398 nucleotides. Its product is annotated as Alpha-taxilin. Lineage: Eukaryota; Fungi; Ascomycota; Eurotiomycetes; Chaetothyriales; Cyphellophoraceae. The record is from RefSeq and is a predicted model, not a curated record. Gene Ontology annotation, molecular function: syntaxin binding. The transcript is spliced from 3 exons. Bases 1 to 1398 code for a protein of 465 amino acids.
AUGGCGACUGCCGCCGCCCAAAAUAUACCAACUUCAGACUCACACGACCUCCCUCCGCCGGCCGCCACUGCCGCCCGAAAAGCCAAAGCCAAGAAGAAGGAGCCAAGUGCGGAGGAAAAUGCAAAGCUGGUGCAAGCGCGACUCUCCCAACUGGAGCAGGAGCGAGCCGGAGAAAAGACCCAGCAGGCCGAAGUCGAUCGCGAGGUCAAGAAAGCCACCCGAGAUCUCAAUGAACUACUGAAUACUGUCAAGGAACCCAUGCAGAGGAGCGAUAUGGUUCAGAAAAAGUAUGAAGAGUUGUUGGCCGAUAUGAAGAAGACGGAGCGGGAGUUUGCGAAGAUCAAGAAGAAAUCAGAUCAGCAGCAGAAGGAGCUCGAUAAGUCAAAGUCCGAGGGGAACAAGACUGCUACCAUGAAGGACAAGCUGGAGAAGUUGUGUCGGGAACUCACAAAGGAAAACAAGAAGAUGAAGGACGAGAACAAGCGGCUCGAGGUAUCCGAGAAGGCGGCGAGGGAGACGAUUAACGAGCGGCUGGAUUCGAUGCUUUACGAUGUACAGGAGGUGAUGAACUCAAAGGGCACGACGCAUCCGGAGAAUCUGCAUCUGACCGUGGAUCAAGUACUCAAGAACCGCCUCAAAGUCCUCUUCGACCAAGCCGAGCUCCGCGAGAUGCACUUCAAGACAAUUCUCCGCCACCGAGACGCCGAGAUCUCCCACGUCGGCGCUAAACUCGAGGUCGAACGCCGCAGAGCUGACGCGGAGGCCGCCCGCUGUCGGACCCUCACCAACCAAGUUAACACCUUCUCCCACACUGAGGCCGAGCUCCGCUCCCAGCUCAACAUCUACGUCGAAAAGUUCAAACAGGUCGAAGACACCCUCAACAACAGCAACGAGCUCUUCCUCACUUUCCGCAAAGAAAUGGAGGAGAUGUCCAAGAAGACCAAACGACUGGAGAAGGAAAAUCAGACUUUGACCAGGAAGCAAGACCAGAAAGACCGAAACAUUCUCGAAAUGGCGGAGGAACGAGGCCAGGACAAAGAAGAAAUCCAACAAUUACGCCGACAAGACAUGAAAAUGCGGAAUAUCAUCAAGAGUAUGCAAGAGCAAGGCCGCUCGCUCCCGCCGGACUCCCAACAGCUACACGACGAUGACGAGGAAUCAGAAAGCGAGUACAUGGAUGAUGUGGAUGAUGACCUGGAGUAUGAUGAAGAUGAAGACGAGCUUGCUGCGCAUGAGGCCGAGCUGCUGGCUCAGCAGCAACAGCAGUCCAUGAGCAAUACGCAGGCUAAGCAACCUGAACCGCCAGUCUUUGGGCCGGUUCCUCCUCCCGAGCUUGCCUCGAAGGGAGUGAUGGCAAACGCUCCCAACAUCACCAAUGGUGUUGGAAGUAAGCAUUGA